This is a messenger RNA of Sitodiplosis mosellana (orange wheat blossom midge), 3596 nucleotides long. Its product is annotated as neuroguidin. Gene Ontology annotation, cellular component: small-subunit processome; nucleolus. The coding region runs from base 1915 to 2886 and encodes 323 amino acids. The record is from RefSeq and is a predicted model, not a curated record. Gene Ontology annotation, biological process: maturation of SSU-rRNA from tricistronic rRNA transcript (SSU-rRNA, 5.8S rRNA, LSU-rRNA). The transcript has 7 exons. Lineage: Eukaryota; Metazoa; Arthropoda; Insecta; Diptera; Cecidomyiidae.
CGCAACCAGAUUUAUACAUGUAACAUCGAGAGCAACCAGCAACAACAAAAUGUACAAAUUUAUAUGAGAAAAAAAGCAACGAAAAAAAUAAAUAAAUAAAAAAAAGACGAGUAUGGUGCAGGCAAAUCAACUCGCACAGUGUACGGUGAUCCGAUUCACGGAUUCGCCAAUCUCGCGCUUUCUGUCUGUGUGUGAUUGUGCAUAGCGAGUGGCUGAAGUGAGCUACCUCGAAAAAACGCAUACACAUUGAUUUCGAUGGUGGCGAUGGUCACGAUGACGGUGAUGGUGUGUAGCAGGCGAUGCCACUAUUCGACGAACUGAAAUCACAAAAUGCGCGCAAAAAAAUACAGCAUACAGAAGAGAAGAGUACGGCAGCAAAAAAAAAUACACGACGAGCAGCACAGAGAAGCGAAAUGAAAAAAAAAACAGCACACACAAACGUGUGCACGGGAACAGAAUGAAAAAAAAAACACACCAACGAGAAAAAUUUGAGCCAGCAACCUGAACUGUAGCAGGAGUAGAGCACAGCAAUGGCAUCAGCAUUACAGUAGCAACAAAAACAACAACAAUACCAACAACAACAACAACAGUAUAACCAUCAAAAAAGGGAUGCAGAAAAAUACGACUGACGACGAAAUGGGUUGAGCCGCACACAAAAAAUGAUUAUUGAUUUUCUUGUCAAAGUUUUGUUUGCGAUUGUGUGGUGAUUUUUGUUUACUUUUUUCAGCUUGUUCCUAUCCUCGGUACAUACACUCACUUUGUAUGUGCAAUAGUCCAGGCUCCACACAGAGUGUAUUCCUCAUUGCUGCUGCUGCUGUGUGUUUUUUUUUCAUUCCUAUUUCAUCGUCGUCGUUGUCGUUUUUUUUCUAUUUUAUUUUUUGUUCGAUUUGUGUUCGUUGUAUCUUCUUCCUGCUGCCGCCACCGAUGAUGGUUCUCUAUUCAAUUCAUAUUUGGUUCGUUAUUGCUGCUGCUGCCAUUUUUAUUCUAUGGACGGAUUUUUUUCCCUGCAUUUCACUAAUCGAACGUGCUCGCGAAUUGGAAUGAGGGGGGCGGUACGCGAUGAAUCCAUUAUUAAACGAUGAUAAAAAUGGAAAAGAGAAAUGAAAAACGAAAACAGACAACAUCAUAACUACCGUAUGCAAUUUCAAACAUUGUAGAGAGAUGAUAUAUAUUGAAAAUGGAUAAUAUUCCCAGCACUUGCGAUCGCGUUUUUUACCCAUCACUUCAUCCUUUCAUUCUUGUGCUGUCGCUUACUCGCUCUCCCUGCUGGACGUAUUCAUGACGUUUUUAUGCUAGUCUUGUCCCUGUCCGGCGUUUUUUUUUCUUCUCUCUUCUCUCGCUCACUGGAUUCUUUUUUUUUUUCGCUUUCCACUUCCACUGGACAUUCAUUUGUUUUCGUUGUUAUAUUGUGUUCGGUUAUUUGGUAUAUUCAAUCGAUAUCUUUACGCGACUGAUUUGAUAGGUUCACAAUCCAUGCAGAAUAGCAAACAGCAUCAGCAUCAGACAUUUCAGUAUUAGUUCUGCUGUUCACCUUUCCAUCAUCAUAUCCCUUUUCAUUUCGGUCGCUGUUCGUUCGGUCGUCCAUCCAUUCCGUUUGUCCUUCGCGAAUGACUGAAUGAGCGAGCACAAGAGUGAGGGUGAAAGAGAAACAGGCAAACCUCCUUUCGGCUGGUGCAGGUAAAGAGCACAUUUAUGAAUCGAAACAGCGCGACUCCUAUCAAUUAUGUAUCCAUGUCCAACGAAAUUUUCUCCCAACUCCAUCAACAUAUCAAACGAAAAUAUGCAGCCAAAUCCGAUUAAUUGAUAUUCCGCACAAAUGAAUUCGCUCUCGCAAAUCCCGACGCAUACACACAUACCCACACACACGCACACAAGUACACACAUAUCACACACUCGUGAACAUUGCCAGCUCGAAUGGUCAAACGAGCUUUAGAUGACUAUGAAAUCGAAGAGGACUUGCCAAACGCAAUGAAACUGCUCGGUGAGAUGAAUAAUAAUGUAAAACAAGUUUCAGACUUGGUCGAGAGCAUGUUGCAACGCGUCAAAAGUGGUGAACUCACAACCGAAUAUGGGCUUAGUUUUCUAGAGGUUAGGUAUCACAUGCUAUUGACAUAUUUGAUUAAUCUUACCUACGUGGUCCUCCGAAAAUGCUCAGGCAAAAAAAUCGAACGGGAUCCAUCAAUUGAUCGUUUAAUUGAAAUUCGGACUGUACUGGAGAAGAUUCGCCCAAUUGACUACAAAUUGCGCUAUCAAAUCGAUAAAUUGGUCAAAACAGCCAUUACUGGUGUCACCAACUCCAAAGAUCCAAUCAAUUUCAAGCCAAACUUGAGCGCUCUCACUACUCAAAUCGAAACCGGAGACACGGCCGAAAGCAGUGAUGACGAUUCAGAAGAAGAGACUACCAAAUCCGGUAAAAAUGUCAAAAAAUCGGGUUCAGCCAAAGAAGGUGGCGUUUAUGUACCGCCAAAACUGAGCGCUGUUCAUUAUGAUGGUGAAGACACUAAAGCAGAACGCGCCCGCAAACAAAUGGAACGUGCCAGAAAACGAGCUUUGAAUUCAAAUAUUAUUCAAGAUUUGAAAGAAGAAUGUUUGGAUACACCUACUGAGAUAACAGAAGGUUCACGCGCACAGCAACUCUUAACCAGAGCACAAAAAGAGAAGGAAGAGUAUGAAGAAAACUAUCUUACACGAUUACCUGUCACCAAAGCCGAAAAGCAUCGCCAAAGGAAACUCACCACACUCGGCACUCUCGGCGAUGAGAUCACCAGUUUUGGUAAUAUCAGUGCGUUGAGCGGAUCGGCAUCGGGUGGAUUGUCGAAAGGCAAAAAGCGAAAGUCAAAGGGCCAAUCCAAGCGUGGUGGUGGCAAGAAACGAAAAUUCCAUUGAACGACCUGCUGCUAAAACGAUCAGCAUCAAAAUCUCACGUUUCUUGAGACAUAAUUCCAAUCACAACCAAUCUUCUUUGAAUGUUUAUUUUUUUUUACUCAAUUUCUCCUAAUUUUGUUGAACAAUCGAUUUAUUUUUGCUCACUCCAAACUAAUGGAAUGUUUUUAUUUGUUACGAAUCGAUUUCAUUUUAUGGUUUUUCUUUUUUUUCGUUUGAUUAAAUUGCAUUUUAGUUGAAGCGAUAGUUCUUUUAUUAUAUUUUUCCCUCGAUUUAUUCAUGUUGUGCCAAAGCACUAAGUUUACGUUUUUAUAUAAGAUGAAGAACAGAAAUGAACAUAGGUAACAUUGAACAUUAAACAAAACAAAAACAAAAGAAGAAUUGAAAAAAAAGAAGAAGAAAAAAACGCAUUUGAAAACGUUCGCAAUGAAAUUUUCCAUGUUUCGCUCAAUCGUAUCAAAUAAAAUAGCAAAUACAACAAUACACGCGAUUCACCAAAUCGUGUAAAUUAAAUCAGAAUUAUAAGUAAAAAAAAAGCACAGUUAAAGUUAUAUUUUUUAAAAUAGUGUAAAAAAGAGAGAGAGACGAAGAUGAGAAUGAACAGAGAGAAGUUAAGCAGCAUAAAACCAACCGAUUCAAUGUGAUUUAUUUGACACACAAUGUAAAGAAGAUGAUGAUGGAAAUACAUGAGAGAAUGAAGAGAAAAACACAAA